CCCUAAAAGAGUCGCUUUAGCUUUGACGCCUCCUCUCUCUUUGUUUGAGUGGUAGACCAACUCUCUUUUAACGCUCUCAAAGACCCAAGCUUUUUCAUCGUCUCUCUUCUUUUCUCUCUCUUUCUCCACACAUUUUAGGGAGAGGGAGCUCUCAUACAUUGCCCUCUUUUAUCUCUCUCUACAGUGAGUGCAGUGAGUGCUUUCUUUAAGCCCCACAGCGAAAGCAAACACUCUCAAAGCUCUGAUCUUUUGGAGCCAUGUAAUAUCUUUUUUGGGCUUCCUUUUCUCUUCACUUUUAACUGAUCUUUUGAUUUGCUUGGUGGGUUUCUGCUUAUCUUUGCACUUGUUUUGUUUUUUUUGCGUCUGGGUCUUUGUGGGGUUCUAGAUCCAAAGAGGUGGGUCUUUGAUUUAAGAUCUGUGACUUUCUUCUUUACCUUGUUAUUAUCUUCUCCUCCUUUGGGUUUUGCCAGUUUUAACAGCCAUGGGGAAACUACAUUUGUGUAUGAAUUAAUUGAUUCUCUCUUGCUCCUUAUUUGUCACCAGAAAGUUUCACUCUUUUUCGGGGAAAUAAGAAUUGGCAUUUUAAGGAAAAUCACAAUUCUAUUGUUUACAAAUUUGAAGAUGAAAACAGGCAGUACUGCUCGUGGAUUUAACAUGCUUGGGGCUUACUAAUGGGUUUUCCCAAUUUGAUCUAUGUAACAAAUUUGCUUUCUUUCGAUGGCCUCAAAAACCAAUGUUGGAAGUUCCCCAGAAAAUCUGAGAAAAGCCGUUGGUAAUCAGACACCAGAGGGAAAGUUCCGCAGGCCCUCACCUUUACAGAUUACAAAGACAAGCAAAUCAGAGCCAGUCACCCCCAGAAAACCACCUCAAAGUGCACAAGUUGCAUCAAAACAGGUUUCUGUAGUGACAACAGAGGACAAGAAAUCACUGAUUUCUCAUAAAUCAGACAAUGUCAAUUCUUUGGUUGAUGAGGUAUCUUCAGGUUUGGCCUUUGUUUAUCCAAAGCAAGGGCCAACUUGUGCCAAUCCUGAAGUGAGUGAGGCUAGGGACUCACCAGAGAAUAGUGCUGAUCAAGAAAGUAAAAAUUUACAGAAUGAAAUUGGCCCUAGUUCUGCUAAGGUUAGUGAUGGGACCAGCAGUCUUGCAAAGACUAGUGGAAGCGCCAAAGUUAGUGGACAAGUUGAUUUUGUUGAGAGUGGGAAAAGCAGUGUGAACAGAGGGAGCACAGGCAGUGAUGUCAGUGAUGAGAGUACUUGUAGCAGUUUCAGUAGCAGUGUCAAUAAACCUCACAAAGCCAAUGAUAUACGAUGGGAAGCUAUACAAGCUGUACGUGCAAAAGAUGGUGUGUUGGGUGUGAACCAUUUCAGAUUGCUGAAGAGGUUGGGCUGUGGGGAUAUUGGAAGUGUGUAUCUUUCAGAAUUGAACGGGACAAAGUGUUAUUUUGCAAUGAAGGUUAUGGACAAAGCAUCUUUAGCAAGUCGUAAGAAACUUCUUCGAGCUCAAACAGAGAGAGAAAUACUGCAGUGUUUGGAUCAUCCCUUCCUUCCAACUUUAUAUACCCAUUUUGAGACUGACAAAUUCUCGUGUUUGGUUAUGGAGUUUUGCCCCGGUGGUGACUUGCACACUUUUCGACAAAGGCAGCCAGGAAAGCAUUUUUCUGAGAGGGUGGUCAAGUUCUAUGUAGCAGAGGUUCUUCUUGCUCUGGAGUAUCUCCAUAUGCUUGGAAUUGUUUACCGAGACCUCAAGCCGGAAAAUGUUCUUGUACGUGAAGAUGGACACAUCAUGCUUUCUGACUUUGACCUUUCCCUCCGCUGUGCAGUGAGCCCAACAUUGGUCAAGUCUUCAGCACCUGAAGGUGAACGCUUGCGAAAGAACCCAGCUUAUUGUGUUCAACCAGCUUGUAUUGAGCCAUCUUGUAUCCAGCCUUCAUGUGUGGCCCCUACAACAUGUUUUUCGCCUCGACUCUUUUUAAGCAAAUCCAGGAAAGAUCGAAAACCCAAGAAUGAAAUGGGGAACCAAGUCACCCCAUUGCCAGAGCUUAUUGCAGAGCCGACUGAUGCACGUUCCAUGUCCUUUGUUGGCACCCAUGAAUACCUGGCCCCUGAAAUUAUCAAGGGUGAAGGGCAUGGAAGUGCUGUAGAUUGGUGGACUUUUGGAAUCUUUCUGUAUGAGUUACUGUUUGGUAAAACUCCAUUCAAAGGGUCUGGGAACCGUGCUACCCUCUUCAAUGUGGUGGGUCAGCCAUUAAGAUUUCCCGAGUCACCAAUUGUCAGUUUCUCAGCAAAAGAUCUGAUAAGGGGCUUGCUGGUGAAAGAGCCACAACAUAGACUGGCUUAUAAACGAGGAGCUACAGAGAUUAAACAACAUUCCUUCUUUGAAGGUGUAAACUGGGCAUUGAUUCGUUGCGCAAGCCCACCUGAGAUUCCUAAGCCGCUAGAGAUAGAGCAGAUUCCAACUCCACCAUCAACAAGUGGUAAAGGUGCACCUGCUGUUCUUCCUGAGCAGAAUAAUUAUCUGGAAUUUGAUUUCUUUUAGUUGUCCUUGAAACUGAUUUUCUAUUUGUUUUUUCCCCCUGUUCUUGCACUUCACCCAAUAUGUAGAGUCUCUAGAACAUUGAAGUUGUGGAAAUUAGGGUUUUUGAAUUGAUAAUAGUCAAAUGUUCAAUGUUUUUAUUAAACAUUUUCAUAUUUGUAUUGAGGGAAGUUGAAUAUCUGAAAUUGUGAAUUAUCUUAAUGUACAACAUGAAUUUGGUUUCUUUUUAUGCUGAA
Molecule: messenger RNA, 2768 nt
Organism: Hevea brasiliensis (rubber tree)
Lineage: Eukaryota; Viridiplantae; Streptophyta; Magnoliopsida; Malpighiales; Euphorbiaceae
Product: serine/threonine-protein kinase D6PKL2
Exons: 3
Coding region: 718-2535 (605 amino acids)
Biological process (GO): protein phosphorylation
Cellular component (GO): cytoplasm; plasma membrane; nucleus
Molecular function (GO): ATP binding; protein serine/threonine kinase activity
Source: RefSeq, a predicted model, not a curated record